Molecule: messenger RNA, 2616 nt
Organism: Aegilops tauschii subsp. strangulata
Lineage: Eukaryota; Viridiplantae; Streptophyta; Magnoliopsida; Poales; Poaceae
Product: ruBisCO large subunit-binding protein subunit alpha
Biological process (GO): protein refolding
Molecular function (GO): ATP-dependent protein folding chaperone; ATP binding
Source: RefSeq, a predicted model, not a curated record
CUAUCUCUCAGUCGCCCACUCUUCCCCAUUGACCACUCCGCCGCCGGCAACCCCCCGGAGCUCCACUCGCUCGCCUCCCCCUCCUCCGCCCGCCGUCCCCCACGGCCAUCUCGUCGUUCCUCUGGUUUCCGACCAUCUGCUCUCCCUCCGGGUGCUGCCACCGGUCCAACACGCACCGCCCGCAGUCGCCCCAUUCCACUACUCCCCACCCACUUCACGAGCGCCGGCGCCGCCUCCCCUCGGUGCCAGGCCCCGGUGGGGGCGCAGUGACUGCCUCACCUCUCCCCUCGCGGCGACGCCUUCUUCCGGCCCCAAGCCGCCGCCGCGCACCUGGGCCCCUCCCACCCUAUCCGGGGGCCGGAGCCCACUCCUCAACGCCGGCGCACUAAAUUCGUGCUCCCACCGCCACCACCAUGUCUCUUACCACAGCUUCCUUCGCCGCGCCCGCUUGCUCCUCAUCCUCCUCCUGGCCGCCGCUACCCAGGUGGCCGUGCCGGCUACCCAGACCGGCGAGGGGCUGCCGCCGCCUGGCGGUGCGGGCGGACGUCAAGGUGAUAUCCUCCGGCGACGCUUGCCGCCGCGGGCUCGCCGCCGGCAUCCACAAGCUCGCCGAUGCCGUCUCCGUCACUCUCGGUCCCAAAGUGCUAUUAAUUGCUGAGAACACAAAGGUUUGCUGCAGGGAGGAAUGUUGUUAUUGAUCAAGAUGAUGUUCCUAAAGUAAUUAAUGAUGGUGUCACAAUCGCCAAGGCUAUAGAACUUCCAAAUUCACUUGAGCAUGCAGGGGCCAUGCUACUUCAAGAGAUAGCAACCAAGACAAACAGUACUGUUGGGGAUGGAACCACGACAGCGAUUAUUUUGGCCCGAGAAAUCAUCAGCCUUGGCUUAUUGGCCGUUGCCAACGGUGCUAACCCAGUUGCUUUAAGAAAGGGCAUUGACAAAGCUGUUCAUGAACUGCUUGGGAUCUUGAAGACAAAAUCUAUCCCUGUGAGUACAAAGGAGGACAUAAAAGCUGUAGCAUCAAUAUCAGCUGGCAAUGAUGAAUAUGUUGGCAAUCUCAUUGCCGACGCAUUGGAGAAGAUAGGUCCUGAUGGAAUAAUCAAAAUCGAGUCAUCAUCUUCCAUAUAUACUUCAGUUGAGGUGCAGGAAGGAAUGAAGAUAGACAAGGGUUACACCUCACCUCAUUUCAUCACAAAUCCAGACAAAGCAAUUGUUGAAUUUGAAAAUGCUAGAGUGCUUUUAACUGAUCAACGGGUGAAUGAAAUCCAAGAGAUACUUCCUUUGCUGGAGAAGACCACACAGUUGAGUGUCCCUUUGUUGAUUAUUGCCGAGGAUAUUUCACAUUCGGUGUACUCGACUCUGGUUCUUAACAAACUGAAUGGUUUGCUAAAUGUUGCGGUUGUCAAAUGUCCUGGUUUGGGAGAUGAAAAGAAGGCUAUUCUGCAAGAUAUUGCCAUUAUGACAGGUGCAGAUUUCUUUGUUAGUGACCUUGGUUGGGGUCUUCAAGCAAUUACAUCUGACCAGCUGGGUAUGGCUCAAAAGAUCACUAUCACGAGUGAAUCUACAACUAUAAUUGCACAUCCCUCUAUGAGACCAGAGAUUGAGGCUAGGAUUAUGCAACUAAAGAAAGAUCUAGAGGAGACAACAAGUACCUAUCUAAAAGAAAGGUUUUCUGCAAGAAUUGCUAAACUCUCAAGAGGUGUAGCAGUUAUCAAGGUAGGGGCAGCCACUGAAGCUGAACUUGAGGACAGAAAGCUGAGAGUGGAGGAUGCGAAGAAUGCAACUUUUGCAGCCAUCAGCGAAGGCAUCACACCUGGUGGUGGUGUAACAUAUGUUGAACUGUCUAAGCAUAUUCCCAGUAUCAUGGAUCUCGUGGAUGACCCGGAAGAGAAGAUUGGUGUAAAUAUUGUGGGGAAGGCACUCCUUGUCCCUGCUAUGACGAUAGCUCGCAAUGCCGGCGCAGAUGGUUCAGCUGUCGUAGAGAAGAUUCUUGAAAGCGAGUGGCGAGUUGGGUACAAUGCGAUGACAGAUAAGUUCGAAGACCUUGUUGAUGCCGGGGUGGUUGAUCCGUGCCGGGUUGCAAGAUGCGUGCUCCAGAACUCUGCUUCUAUUGCAGGGCUAAUUCUAAUGACCCAAGCAAUGAUGUUUGAUAAGAUAAAGAAGAAAAAGUCGCCCAUUCCUGAAAUUCCAGGCCUCCCGCCGUUGCAGAUAAAUCAAAAUUCUUAGGUCUGAGCAAUUCUUAUCCUGAUAUCAAAGAAGGUUCCAUAAACGUGAAGAUCAUUUUGCUCUAAGCUAAGAACAGAGUGGGCCCGUGAAGGACAGCUCUUCUCAUUAUUGUCUAGAGCGGUGAAUGGGUUCAGGAGGUUAGUCUGAAGGGGGGUGGGGAUCGGUUGGUACCAUUGAUAUCAACUAUAUCUAGGUUUUGCCCUUUUUUCUUUUUAGUACUGUUAGGUGUAUUUUCAUUAUCUCUGUUUGUAGUGGUGUUGUUAGAUGUCAAGUGCAGAUUCUCCCCAAAAAGAAAAUAUGGUAGGUGUAGUAUUUUCAUACCUGCACAAUAUUUUUGUAGCAUGUAACAUAGUAAUGAUUACACUGGCGGAACUGUCAUGUCGAUUUCCCAAA